This is a messenger RNA of Pungitius pungitius (ninespine stickleback), 3993 nucleotides long. RefSeq names its product acyl-CoA synthetase family member 3 (gene acsf3). Gene Ontology annotation, molecular function: medium-chain fatty acid-CoA ligase activity. Gene Ontology annotation, biological process: fatty acid metabolic process. The record is from RefSeq and is a predicted model, not a curated record. Lineage: Eukaryota; Metazoa; Chordata; Actinopteri; Perciformes; Gasterosteidae. Bases 181 to 1929 code for a protein of 582 amino acids. The transcript has 10 exons.
UGUGACGUCACCGAAUUUACCGGAACCAUUGAAGCAAGUAGUUUCACAACGGAAGAGUAAUGCUGCUGCACCGUCCUCCACCAAAAGACCUACCGGCUUACGUUUAAGGUGUCGGAUACAACAUGCUGAAGACGGUGCUGUCUUGACGUUUUAACUUCCAAGGGUCCGAUAAUCUCAAACAUGCUGUCAGGACGUGUUGCUGCUGCCUGCCACUCUCUGAAGUGGACAUUAGCUCACAGCAAAGCCAAUCUACACAGAACGUACAGCCCAUCAAGGCCAUGGCCAUUGGGAGCUGUGGCUCAAAGGGGGGCUCAUCGAUGGACUACAGCGCCGUCAUCGAGGAUAAACCACACGCCGGUGUUUAACAAAGCGCCAGCAUUUGGCGACAGGCUUGCAAUCGUAGACGGCAGUGGCGGCCACAGCUACAAGCAGCUGUACAGCAGCAGCUUGCUUCUUGCCCAUAGGAUCAGCACCGCCCUCCAGUCUGACUUUGGAAGCCUGGAAGGAAAACGAAUAUCCUUCCUGUGUGCCAAUGAUGCUUCCUAUACAGUGGCACAGUGGGCCACUUGGAUGAGUGGUGGGACGGCAGUGCCCCUCUACCGAAAUCACCCUGAAUCGGAGCUGGAGUACAUCAUCUGCGACUCCCAGAGUUCACUGCUGGUGGCGGGGCAUCCCUAUGCCGAAACGCUUGAGCCACUGGCACAGAGGCUGGGGCUGCCUUGUCUUACGCUGCCCUCUACUUCUAACCUGGCCUCUCCAGAAGUGGCCGACCGCAUAGAGAAGGAGACGAGUGUCAUAGACUGGGCCGAUCGACCAGCCAUGAUCAUCUACACCAGUGGUACCACAGGGAGACCCAAGGGAGCUCUACAUACACACAGCAGCCUCCACGCCAUGGUCCAGUGUCUGGUUUCAGAGUGGGCGUGGUCCAGGGAUGACGUCAUCCUCCACACCUUGCCGCUCCACCAUGUGCAUGGCGUGGUUAACAAGCUGCUGUGCCCGCUCUGGGUGGGCGCCACCUGCGUCAUGCUGCCUGAAUUCCAGCCGCAGAAGGUGUGGGAGAUGCUGUUGAACUCCAAAGAGCCCGUGGUUAACGUGUUCAUGGCCGUGCCAACCAUCUACUCUAAGCUGAUCCAGUACUACGAUCAGCACUUCACUCAGCCUCACGUCAAGGACUUUGUCAAAGCAGUCUGCAAAGAGAGGAUCAGGCUGAUGGUUUCGGGCUCUGCUGCUCUCCCUCUUCCCACUCUGCAGCGCUGGGAGGAGAUUACAGGACACACGCUGCUGGAGCGUUACGGCAUGACCGAGAUCGGCAUGGCCCUCUCCAAUCCUCUGAAGGGCCCACGCGUCCCAGGAGCCGUAGGGUUGCCCCUUCCCAGUGUUGAAGUCCGGAUUGUGAUGAAUAACACAACAAUUGUUGAGGGAAAUCACCGCGAGACUAAGGUACAUCAAGGUCUGGAAGGGAAAAACGGGGAGCUCCUAGUUCGAGGUCCGUCUGUCUUCAAGGAGUACUGGAACAAACCUCAGGAAACCACAGAGUCUUUCACUGAUGACGGCUGGUUCAAAACAGGAGAUACCGCAGUCUACAAAGACGGUGUGUAUUGGAUCAUGGGCCGCACCAGCGUUGACAUCAUCAAGAGUGGUGGCUAUAAGAUCAGUGCACUCGAGGUGGAGCGUCACCUACUGGCCCAUCCGGACAUCAUAGAUGUGGCCGUGAUCGGGGCUCCGGAUGCCACUUGGGGUCAAAAGGUCACUGCAGUGGUGCAGCUAAAGUAUGGGCAGACUAUGACCCUUCCAGAGCUGAAGACCUGGGCAAGGGAGCACAUGGCACCCUACACCAUCCCCACAGGCCUGGUGCUGGUGGAGAAGAUGCCAAGGAAUCAGAUGGGCAAGGUCAACAAGAAGGACCUGCUGCGCCACUUGUUCCCAUGACUGGCAACUUCAGAUCUACGCCUCGUCCCAGCUCGAUCAAAUACAGGGGAAACGCAGUAAUGGAAAAAAAAUGAUGUUAUGUUGAGCAUUGUUUAGCGCUUAUUGCAUAAUUUAGUUCUGGAAAUCAUCCCUUUGACAUGUGAUUUUUUGAGACAAUAUGAGCGAGAACUCUGCCGAGAGGACACAAAAUGUGAUCCCAACUAAUCAAAAUCAUCUGAAAUGGCCUCAAAAUUAAAUGUUGGUGGUUCAAAUUUAAAACCAAUGUGGAUGUGACAGACAUAUCGUCAUAAGAUGAUGUACGUCAUGUACUGUUAAUUGUUAUGCAACUUAAAUUGACCCAUUUUUGUAGGGUUUGUAAUUGUAAUAAUGUCGCACAGUGCUGCAUGAAUCAAAGUAGGUUGAGCACACUAGAGACAUGACAAAAGUUGAAAUAAAUCAUGGAAAUGGUUAUGCAGUCUUUAUGGACACUACAAAGGAAAUAGAUGGUAGUAAGACCGUUCUUGGAAAGCAAAAUAAUAAGUAUAAGAGGGAAAAAAAAAUGUUUUCUUUAGUUUGACUUGAUUUCCUGUGUACUAACCACCUUAUCCAUGUUAGAUACUAAUAUGACAACGAUCUAAGUACUAAUAAUUAGUAUGAUGCAUUUGCCCUCUGCUAUCUUUCUACAAGGCAUCAUGCUUAAACAUUGAAAGAACUAUAGUACUCUCCUAAAGGAGGAAUAAGUAGCUCUCAACGGGACUCAGAGAUGUCUCGUUCUUAUUUAAAUAUUCCACACACAAGAACGGUAGCAUUUUGGAUUUCAAACAUUCACAUGGAAAUUUAAAAUGCGCUUUUGUGUAAGGGACAUUAUAAGUGUAGUGUAAAACACUUGAUAUACCUCACCACACAAUGUGGCCCACACCUCAAUGACUUUUCUUGACAUAUAGAUUAGACUAAUGGAUCAGAUUGUACGCCGAUAUCCAUUUCAGUUGGAGCGAUGUGUCUUUUCUAUCAACUAGAUGUUCAACUGUUCUGAAGAAAAAUACUAAAACACAGUGCUAUUGGUGAAGAACUUCUAUUGGCUUAUUCUGAUGUCACUGGUGGAAGUGGUUUGAAGCGAGAAUACUAAUGAACACAUUUUGUCACCAGAAUUGAGAAGCAUGCUCAAUCGAAAUGAACUCUGAAAUGUGAUCAGUGAGAAAACACUGUUGAUCUGAGUAUUAUACACACACACUGGGGAACUUAAAAUAACAACUUUUUGCUGAAAAGUAGACCAAUUAAAAAAAGAACUAGUGUUAUUUUUGUUUGUUACUUUUUCAAGAACUACCGUGGAGUCGCACUUGUUUUUGCUGUGCUUUUUUGUUUGUGUGUGUGUGUGUGUGUGUGUGUGCACGUGGUCCCACAGGUGUGAUGAGAGCCCAGAGGUGGAUUUCUCUAGCAAGGCACAACACCACAGCUGGAUGCCCUGCACUGCAUCUGACUUACCCUCUCGCUCUUCUCACCUCUCAUCGCCAUUUCUCCAACACUUCACCUCUUCUGUCUUCAUCACAAGCCAAAACAGAUUGCAGCAGCACCACGACCAACUUGACUGUGAAGACGUCUCUUUGAAUGAGCCCUGGCACGCCGCCAGAGGGGGCAGAGCGUGUGCGAGGAGAUAAGAAAAGCCACAGAGGAGCAAACGCACGCAGCAGAACCCUGAGAGAAAUUGAAGCCUUAACCAAAGCGAGCUUUAAGAAAGUUGAUAGAAGAGAGAUGGACGACAGAAGUAAAGAUGUUGAAGAAAGUCGGCGUAGGGUUUUAAGCGAGGUGACACCCAAAGGACUUGCAGAUGAAGCCUGAAAGCGCCAAAAUACGGUUGAGAUAAACAGUCGUGAUGACCGGCCAGAGAGCCGGAGAUGGAGAGAAACACAAGUGUAACCUCCAGACGAUACGACCCGUUCUCACACACACACACACACACACACACCCACACGUGUCCGCCCACAGUCACCAGAGACCUGAUUAAGAGAGCACAGCUAUCGAUCUGUGGGCUGGCAGGCUACGAUGGAUGAGCAGGCAGAGCUGCAAGAGCACCAGAGGACGGCUUCA